This is a messenger RNA of Frankliniella occidentalis (western flower thrips), 1910 nucleotides long. Its product is annotated as PC-esterase domain-containing protein 1A-like. The record is from RefSeq and is a predicted model, not a curated record. Lineage: Eukaryota; Metazoa; Arthropoda; Insecta; Thysanoptera; Thripidae. The transcript is spliced from 9 exons. Bases 163 to 1683 code for a protein of 506 amino acids.
UCAACAGCCCCCGUCGGGUCUGUUUUUGUUGGUUUGAGAUUUGCCGGCAAGUUCCUCAUGUGUUCAUACAUAAUUUGCGGCGAUUGUCGUGUUCCUUUUUUCUGAAAUUUUAAACUUGUUGGUUAACAUUUGUAAAAUGUCGUAAAUGUGUUGUUUGUCACGAUGUCUGACAUAUUCUACACGCGUGACGCUAUCAAUCUUCUAAGUGGGAAGAAGAUAUAUUUCAUAGGAGAUAGUAACAUUCGAGCAUUGUACAAAGAUGUUGUCUGCCUGCUGGUGCACAAUCGGCUCCUGACAGAAAAACAACUAAGACAAAAGGCUGAGGUAACUUUCCUCGGGGAUGAAUUACUCAGAGGUUCACCUCUUACCAAAGGAAGAGCAUACACAGAGGACAGACGUUUUAAGCCGAGACACCUACAUACACAUGUUGAAUUUCAUUUUAUCACAAGAUGCUUAAAUUUGGACCUUGAGCUCAUGCUGGAUGACUUCAGAAGUAAAAAGGUAUCAGCUCCAGAUAUAAUUGUAAUGAACUCAACACUCUGGGAUGUCAAUCGCUGGGGAUGGAAUGGGGUUGAGAAAUUCAAGGAAAAUAUGCAGGAACUGAUGAAAUUAUUUAAGAGUUCCUUACCACCCUCCUGUCUAGUGAUCUGGGUGACAGCCCCCCCUCUUGCUGUCGAAAUCAGAGGGGGUUUUAUGAUAAAACAGAUAGAAUAUGCCAAGUUCACCAUGAGGUUUCAUGUGAUGGAAGCUAACAUGUAUGCUCAAAAGCUCCUUGCCGAAAAUGGCUAUAAUGUGCUGGAUUUUCAUUUCCAUUUGAGGUGGCUGGUCCACAGGCGCAAUCCCGACGGGAUGCACUGGAGCAACAAGGCCAUGAGGCACCUCACCAACCUCUUGUUCACGCACAUCUCGCUCGCGAUCGGCGUGCCGCUGCCCGGCAACUACCACAGCAGCCUCCUGGAGAAGCACAAGAGCCUGGCGCGCCUGGAGCAGGCAGACCUGGAGGCCGACCCCUGCGACUUCACUGACGACGUGGAGCUGACGGACGCGCCCCAGGCGCUGCUGCCCACCCCGGAGCUGCCGCAGCAGCGCGCCCUGCGCCCCGGCGGGCCGUCGUCCUGCUCCGUGUCGUCGUCGUGCUCCUCGAACUCCUCGGCGGGGAGCUCCAAGUUGCGCGCGCGGCCCCCGCCGCGGGUGGCCACCCGCCCCAGCAGCAAGAUCGCCGUGGUCCAGAGUGGCGGCGGCGGCCCCAGGCACCCGCCCGCCCCGAGCCGCUCGAGCUGGAAGGCGCCAGGCAGGGGCGGCGGCGGCAGUGGGUACCACAACAGUGGGUACCACGGCGGUGGGCACCGCGGCGACGGUGGGUACCGCGGUGAUGGUGGGUACCGCGGUGGAGGGCACCGUGAUGACGGUGGGUACCACGGCGGCGGGCAUCGCGGUGGCAGAGGGUACUAUGGCGGCGGCCAGCGCGGCGGCGGUGGGUACCACGGCGGCGGAGGCGGCGGCGGCGGCGGCGGCGGCGGCGGCCACCGCGGUGGCUGGGACAACAGCAGCUACGGAGGCACGGACUACGACUACACCGAGGACGGCCCGUACUUCGAACAGCAGCCGCAACAGAUCGAGUCGCAUUGGGGGCCGGCGCGGCGGCAGCGACACCACGGUGAUCGUCGGCACCGGCCCUACUGAGGCGCAAGUGCACCAGAAGGUCCCUGCGCAUUCUAUGCUGACUUGUUUUUCCUACGGGUACAUUUUAGUUUAGCUUACAAAGUCUUAAAUGUGAUGGAACCUUUGUCACGUUUACGACCUUGAAAAGUUUGUUAUUUUUUUUACUUUUUUUAUUUACCAAUAAUUGCUUUGUUGAAUUGCGAUGACUGCUUUGUUGUACGUAAUAUAAGUAGGAUUGAAGUUCCGUU